AUGGAAGAAGUUGGAACUAUAAGUAAAUCAAGUGUUCCAACAUUUUCAUUACCAAAUCCAAGUAAUUUAUUAAAAUUAACAUCGGCAGCUGUUGCAUCUGGAUCACAUUCAUCGUCAUCGAUUCCAUCCUUUUCAUCGCUUGACUCGCCACUUGGUGGUGCAGGAGGACAAUCUAUACUGUCGGCACCUAAUAUCAAGAGACCACAUACCCCAACUAAUAUGUUUACAUCGACUACUGUGUUGCCAUCGGGUGGUAUAUCGACUUCGGUACUACCAUUCCAGUCUACUCCUACGUCGUCAUUUAAAUAUGUUGUCCAACAAGAUAAAUCCAAGAAUAUGAUGGACUCUAUUUUGUAUGAUUUGAACCAUCCCCAUUCACACUCUCAAUUCAAUGAUCUCACUGGUGGCGAUGCUCCACAAGUAUUGGAAUCGUAUUAUUGCAAGUACUGUGAAAAGACAUGGCCAAGUGGAACAUUCAAAAAUAAGCAAGCUUUUGGUGCACACUGUUCCAACUGUUCGAGAAAGAGAAAACAAAGAGAAGAUGGUAUGCUCCCAUUCGUACCAGAAAUGAAUAAGGAUAAGCGUGUUAGAUCAAGAGGUAAUGGUGGAGUAUAUGGAUCAUCAUCAUCAUUGUCGUCUGCAUCCUCGUCGUAUUUGGGUGCUGGAGGUGCCAUGAUUAUGAGUGGAGGCCAAGGUUCGAUGGACGAUACAGUGUCUGACCCAUCGUACGAUGAUUCAUACCGUAUGGGUGGAUUUAUAAUGACCGAUACAGAGAGUCAUAGAAUCCCAUCAUCUUCACCCUACUCUUCACCUCCAGAGUCGCCUAGCAUCAUGUCGUCUCAACUACCAGUCCCGUCAAUGUCAAUGUCUAGUGGUGGACCGCUACCAAUGAUGCGGUCGCAGUCGGGAACCGAUCUAUUGCGAUUUGGGUUGUUGGAUGUCGUCGAAGACAAGAUUGUAGAAGAGAAUGAAAUCGAAUUUAUCAAGCGUGACCUAUACAAUAUCCGCACCGACAUUGCCAUCCAAGACAUGAAAAAGGAAAAGGAUGUCAACAAUCUCCAACAACUCUUGGUCAAAGACAUCAAGGAAAAUGAAUACAAAAUAAUGCAAGACCUAAACACACGUGCCAACAUUGACCAAUCACUCACCAGAAUCAAAGAAGAAUUCAACCGUGAACUAAAUUCACUCUUUUCUCAACUUGAUCAAGAAAUUGAUAAAGUUAGAAAAUCCAAAGAAUCCAAAGAUUCAAAAGAUUCAAAAGAUUCAAAGUCAUCACCAAUGAAUCCAAAUGUACCAUCACCAUCCUCUUCUCAACAACAACAACAACAAACAUCCCCAUUUUCAAACAAUAUAAAUAUACCAACGAUAAAAAUGAUAGGACCAAAAUUGGAACAAGACAUGGAAAUGGAAUUGGAAAUGGAACAAAAAAUGGAAAGUAAUGAUAGUAUAAACAAAAUAUUGUUAAAGAUAAAGACAUUGUCAAAGGAAAGAUUGGCGGCAAUUGGCAAUAGUCUCAACACACAAAGCAAAGAGUGUGAACGAGUAGUAUCAAUCGAGACCAAUGAAUACACCCCUGUCUCACAUUUGUAUAGAGCGUGUGAGAGUGAAAGAAAGAGAGAGAGCAAAGAAAAUACUUUCUCUUUCUCUUGA
This is a messenger RNA of Cavenderia fasciculata, 1650 nucleotides long. RefSeq lists its product as uncharacterized. Lineage: Eukaryota; Evosea; Eumycetozoa; Acytosteliales; Cavenderiaceae. The record is from RefSeq and is a predicted model, not a curated record. Bases 1 to 1650 code for a protein of 549 amino acids. The transcript has 3 exons.